Messenger RNA from Schizosaccharomyces osmophilus, 663 nucleotides. RefSeq names its product 5-formyltetrahydrofolate cyclo-ligase Fau1 (gene fau1). Gene Ontology annotation, molecular function: 5-formyltetrahydrofolate cyclo-ligase activity. The coding region runs from base 1 to 663 and encodes 220 amino acids. The record is from RefSeq and is a predicted model, not a curated record. Gene Ontology annotation, cellular component: mitochondrion. Gene Ontology annotation, biological process: folic acid-containing compound biosynthetic process; tetrahydrofolate interconversion. NCBI's taxonomy places the organism in Eukaryota, Fungi, Ascomycota, Schizosaccharomycetes, Schizosaccharomycetales, Schizosaccharomycetaceae. The transcript is spliced from 5 exons.
AUGACUCAUCUCUCUAAGAAAAAGAUCCGGUCGUUAAUGUCGAAAGUAUUGUCUGAAUUGAGUGACCAACUGGUUGAAGCUGAAUCUAGUUCUGUUUGUGAGAAAGUUCUAAGUCUCCCUGAGUGGAGAAAGUGUAAAAAUGUCUGCCUCUAUAUGAGCUUGCCCCAAAUGGAAAUACGCACUCACGAACUUGUUCACCAAGCUUUGAAACAAGGAAAAAAUGUUUUUCUACCGAAAUGCGAAGGACGCCAUACAAUGUCAAUGUAUCAAGUAUAUAAUACUAAUCAUUUGAUCAAAAAUAAAUGGCAGAUCCCUGAACCAGAUGGAUUGUCUCCAAAAGUUAUGGACGAUGAGAUUUAUUGUGAUCUAAUCAUAAUGCCCGGUGUAGCCUUCGAUUCUAACUUAGCACGGCUUGGUCAUGGCAGAGGUUAUUAUGAUGACUUUAUUCAUCGUUACAAAGCCUGGUGUUCUCAAAAAAGCUCCAGGUGUGACAUUUAUAAAGUUGGAAUUUGUUUAUCGAAACAAGUUAUUCCAAAUAACGAAAUUCCCAUGAACCCUUUAGACGAGUUUCUCGACUCGCUUAUUACACCACAAAACAUUUACCAAAGGCAUUAUAAUGCGCAGGGAAAAACAUUUACUAAACUCCAAAAUAUAGAAAUCUAA